Molecule: messenger RNA, 1863 nt
Organism: Verticillium alfalfae VaMs.102
Lineage: Eukaryota; Fungi; Ascomycota; Sordariomycetes; Glomerellales; Plectosphaerellaceae
Product: fumarate reductase
Exons: 4
Coding region: 1-1863 (620 amino acids)
Molecular function (GO): oxidoreductase activity; FMN binding
Source: RefSeq, a predicted model, not a curated record
AUGGCCCUUGUCGUCAUCGCCGGCGGCUGCGGUUUCACUGCGGCGCACACCAUCUACCUCGCUGGCGGCAAUGUUGUCGUUCUCGACAAGCAGGGCUUCUUCGGAGGCAACUCCACAAAGGCCACUUCCGGCAUCAACGGUGCUUUGACGAGGACACAGGUCGAUGCCGGCGUCGCCGACAGCGUCAAGCAGUUCUACGACGACACCCUCAAGUCCGCUCGUGAUAAGGCUCGUCCCGACCUCAUCAAGGUCCUCACCUACAAGUCCGCUGCUGCCGUUGAGUGGCUCCAGGAUGUUUUCAACCUCGAUCUCACUCUCGUCUCCCGUCUCGGUGGCCACUCCCAGCCCCGAACCCACCGUGGCCACGAUGCCAAGUUCCCCGGCAUGGCCAUCACUUACGCCCUGAUGCAGAGGCUCGAGGAGCUCGCCGAGACCGAGCCCACUCGCGUUCAAAUCAUCAAGAAGGCCCGCGUCGUCAGCCUUAACAAGGACGGCAACACCAUCACCGGUGUGAAGUACGAGCACAACGGCGAGGAGCAGGACCUCGAUGGCCCCGUCGUCCUGGCUACCGGUGGUUAUGCUGCCGAUUUCACCGAUUCAUCGCUGCUGAAGCAGCACAGGCCAGACACCUUCGGCCUCGCUACCACCAACGGCUCCCACGCCACUGGUGACGGCCAGAAGAUGGUCAUGGCUAUUGGCGGCAACGGCAUCGACAUGGACAAGGUUCAGGUUCACCCCACCGGUCUCGUCGAUCCCAAGGACCCUGGCUCCAAGUGGAAGUUCCUCGCUGCCGAGGCUCUGCGUGGUGAGGGUGGCCUGCUGCUCAACGCUGACGGCGACCGUUUCUGCGAUGAGCUCGGUCACCGUGACUACGUCUCCGGCAUGAUGUGGAAGGAGAAGGAGAAGAACAAGUUCCCCAUCCGCCUCAUCCUCAACUCCAAGGCCUCCAACACUCUUGACUUCCACACCCGCCACUACUCUGGCCGUGGUCUGAUGAAGAAGAUGACUGGCGAGGAGCUGGCCAAGGAGAUCGGCUGCAAGCCUGAGCACCUCCAGAAGACCUUCCAGACCUACAACGCCAUUGCGGAUGGCAAGCAGAAGGACCCUUGGGGCAAGAAGUUCUUCCACAACCUGCCCGUUGACAUCAAUGAUGACUUCCACGUCGCUGUCAUGGAGCCCGUGCUUCACUUCACCAUGGGCGGUAUCGAGAUCAACGACAAGGCUCAGGUCCUCAACCAGGAGCAGAAGCCCUUCGAUGGUCUGUUCGCCUGUGGUGAGCUUGCCGGUGGUGUCCACGGUGCCAACCGUCUCGGUGGAUCCUCCCUUUUGGGCUGUGUAGUCUACGGCCGUGUUGCCGGCGACACCGCCAGCAACUACCUCUUCCAGAAGGCCCUUACCGGUGCCACUGGCGCCUCUGCUCGUAUGGGCCAGAUCUCCCUGCACCUUGACCCCUCUCAGCCUGGCCGCGUGACGGUUGAGUGGGCGAACGGUGGCGUCUCUGGCUCCUCGGGCGACGUCCCCCAGCAGCAGACUACCGCCGCCGCUGGCCCUUCUCCUACCGGCGACGCCCAAAAGGCUGGUAAGUCCAAGGAGUUCUCUAUUCCCGAAAAGGAGUUCACCAUGGAGGAGAUUGCUAAGCACAACACCAAGGAUGAUCUUUGGGUCGUCGUCAAGGGUGUCGUCAUGGACCUGUCCAACUGGCUCGAGGAGCACCCCGGUGGCCCCCAGGCCAUCAUGAACUUCAUGGGCCGUGACGCUACUGAGGAGUUUGAGAUGCUGCACGACGACGAGGUCAUCCCCAAGUACGCGCCGGAGCAGGUUAUUGGCCGUGUCAAGGGCGUUGAGCCAACGCUGGAGCUGUAA